Lingula anatina is the source of this 1486-nucleotide messenger RNA. RefSeq names its product mid1-interacting protein 1-B-like. Gene Ontology annotation, cellular component: cytosol. The record is from RefSeq and is a predicted model, not a curated record. Gene Ontology annotation, biological process: regulation of lipid biosynthetic process. NCBI's taxonomy places the organism in Eukaryota, Metazoa, Brachiopoda, Lingulata, Lingulida, Lingulidae.
UAUACACAAACAGUACCAUCACAUCAGUGCUGUGAUCGAUUCAGGAGUAAUUCGGUGUCAGAGAAAUAUCGACCAGAAUUCUAGACAACAACCCACAUUUUUAGGCAGCCGUUUGAGGAGCGAGACGUACCCUAAACAGAAAUUCACCAUGGAGGAGAAUUCAAACCCGAGAUGGAAUUAUAACAACGUGAACAACCUUGAACGGCCAGCGAAACAAUCUCUCUCGGCCUGUAUGAAUAAAUUUGUGCAAGCCGUCGAUAGCAUGGACAGCACUGUUAUGAUUCCCAGUCGCCUUCGAGACAUGGAUAUUGAGAUUAUCCCCGACACAAACAACUCGCAGGAAAAGGCCGUGAUACCGGUGGGGAUGGAAAUGAACAAUACAGACUUAUUGAGCUGCUACCGCAUGCUAAACGCGGUCAAAAACGAGCUCGUACGUGGACCGGGGUCUCUAGACACGGACGCGGACGAUGAGACAGAAAAUAUGGACGAACAGUCGAAACAGACUGCCAAAAUGUUCCGACAUCAUCUCAGUGGACUGUUCAACGUCUUGCAUCAGCUCACCGACGCUGCGAACUAUCUAACAACAAGAUACCAGGACGCAGUAUUGCCAGCCACAGGCAACGCCUCCCUUCAUACAUCGGGGAUUUCAUCAUUCGCAUUAUAGACAUCUCUGACCGCAGGCAUUGUAAAUUAGAUGACUAUCUCGUGCUUUCUCGAUUUCAUUCACUCGCUCAAACAAUACAUAAAGGGGGCGUGGCCCCAUCAUGAUUUAGACAAAUUAGAAGUAGGUAGCCUACUACAUAUCAUUUAAUGCGAUUAUAACGAUAGCGCUGUUUUGAAUCACAAACUUUUGUUCACCAUGACUUGGAGAUAUUUGUAGAUUUGGGAAGUGAAUUGUCCAUUUGGAUGAUAUAGAACUUGAGAAAGGACUAUAUUAGUCGGUUCUGUUUCGAUGUAGACAUUUUAUGGCGACCUACAGAGACUUGAAAAAUGACAGUCUUUCUCAGGCAUGCUUGAGUAACUCGUUGUCAACAUAUUGUUAAAAAGUACAUCGUAUUUGUUUGAUAGAAUGAUAGUGACACUUUUCAUCCGAAAUUACAAACGUGUAUGUGAUAAGACGAACAUUAUUGAAUCGAGGGAAAAGUGCAAUUUGAUAGCAGUUGCAGAGAAUUGAAGCACGGACUUUUGCAGUCAAACCCAGGAGAACUGCAGACGCACAAAACAAUCUUCGAUCAAACGCUACAGGGUCUGAAAAAACAUUUCCCAAAGGCAGCUUAUUAUGUUAACGUGAGACAUAGACAUUGAUAUACCAUAUCUGCAAUGAGUGUGACUGUACAUUACGACCAUAUAUUAUAUAAAUGGAAAAGGAUGAUUCAUGUAUACGUAAUUUACAAUGUAAAUAUCAUCGAAUUGUUGUCAUGAUUUUGAUACUUGUAUCUCACAUAAUUGUUCCAUUUUGUUUACAUAUUAAAAUUACAGACUGAAA